AUGCAAAUGCAUAGGAAAACCGAACUUACUAUUUAUGCCAAAUUAUAUUACCAAAUAUAGCAUAAACUAAAAUAGAGGAGUAUUUUUUUUUCUUUUGAUGUGAAAUACAGAAUUUGGUCGACAUAUGAAUGGAUUCAGCAAAGAAUGAAUGGUGUUUUCUGAUAUCGUUGCGCCCCCAAAUUCCAUUAAUUUCUGGUUUCGUUCCUGCAAAAAAGCGACGACAGGAAAAUAUCGCGUGAAGAAGAAGAAGAAGAGUCCAUGGGCGAUCAUUUGGCGAGGGCCGAGGACUUCGAGAGCCGAGCCGAGAAGAAACUCGGUGGCUGGGGCUUAUUCGGCUCCAAAUACGAAGACGCUGCCGACUUAUUCGACAAAGCCGCCAACGCUUUCAAGCUUUCCAAAUCAUGGGAUCGAGCAGGAGCAGUAUAUGUCAAGUUGGCUAACUGUCACCUGAAGUUAGAUAGCAAGCAUGAAGCUGCUAAUGCGUAUGCUGAUGCAGCUCAUUGCUACAAAAAGUGCAAUAUACAAGAGUCAAUUUCAUGCCUGGAGGAAUCUGUAAAUAUCUUUCUGGAUAUUGGAAGGUUUAAUAUGUCUGCAAGGUAUUAUAAGGAAAUAGCUGAGUUGUAUGAGCAAGAACAGAACUUGGAACAGGCUAUCGUGUAUUUUGAGAAAGCUGUUGAUCUCUUCCAAAGUGAAGAAGUAUCAACAUCAGCAAACCAGUGCAAGCAGAAAGUUGCUCAGUAUGCCGCUCAGUUGGAACAAUAUCAAAAAGCCAUAGAGAUUUAUGAAGAGAUAGCACAACAGUCACUCAACAAUAACUUGCUCAAAUAUGGAGUAAAAGGGCACCUUCUUAAUGCUGGUAUUUGCCAGCUAUGCAAGGCUGAUUUUGUUGCGAUUAACAAGGCAUUAGAGCGAUACCAGGAUCUAGAUCCAACAUUUUCUGGAACACGUGAGUACAAAUUGCUAGCGGAUUUAGCUGCUGCCAUUGAUGAGGAAGAUUUGACCAAGUUUACUGAUGCAGUCAAGGAAUAUGAUAGCUUGACUCAGCUGGAUGGUUGGAAGACAACGCUGCUGUUGAGAGUGAAGGAAGCUCUGAAGGCCAAAGAACUGGAGGAGGAUGAUCUUACUUAAAUCCACUUUUUCAUAUCACUGCUAACGCCGUUUUCUUUUCUUCUUUUAGUUUUUUAUACUGAUCUUACAUUAUAUAUCAUUGUGCCUAUUGCAAGCAAUAAUGUCGUAAUAAUGUAAAAAAUCACUUGUCACAAAAUUUUAGAUUGCUGCAUGCCUAUGCUUAUUAAUUGGUUUUGUAAAUAUAUAUUCACAAUGACACUAUCUUCUUUGCCUUGCA
This is a messenger RNA of Salvia miltiorrhiza (redroot sage), 1345 nucleotides long. Its product is annotated as alpha-soluble NSF attachment protein-like. Gene Ontology annotation, biological process: SNARE complex disassembly; intracellular protein transport. Lineage: Eukaryota; Viridiplantae; Streptophyta; Magnoliopsida; Lamiales; Lamiaceae. The transcript is spliced from 9 exons. Gene Ontology annotation, molecular function: syntaxin binding; soluble NSF attachment protein activity. The coding region runs from base 259 to 1128 and encodes 289 amino acids. The record is from RefSeq and is a predicted model, not a curated record. Gene Ontology annotation, cellular component: SNARE complex; vacuolar membrane.